AAGAGCAAAAGAAGUUCAACCCUAUCUUGCUUGCAACUUCCCAUUAUUCUAUGUAACAGAAAGACCCAAACAGGGAUCCCCUACACGGUUUGGGUACUGAUUUUGACCAAACCCGGCCCAAACAGACCCAUGUAUAGCCCUAACUUCUAAUGCUGUUGAGAUGACAAUUAAGAUGGAGAUGGAAGUUGCAUUGCAUUAUCUCAAAACAAUCAAAUUCUUGUAUGGCUGUGCUGUUGGAGCCUCAAUACUAAAAGUUGACUGGCUAACUGAUUGUCUUGCAACUGGAACUAUUUUGCCACCUGAAAAAUACAUGAUUCUUCCAAAUCGAAAUGACAUGAAGUGGACAAGAAUUGGAAUGGCAGUUCAUCACAGAAUCCAAAAUCAUAUUUUUGAUAGAGUAGGCAUUAUGCUUCACGGGAAGCACAGUUUCUGCACUAAAUUCGCAUGUAUCAUCAAGGUAAGAUAUUUUUUUCAUCCUUUGUUUUUGUUAGAAUAUUAG
Molecule: messenger RNA, 499 nt
Organism: Cicer arietinum (chickpea)
Lineage: Eukaryota; Viridiplantae; Streptophyta; Magnoliopsida; Fabales; Fabaceae
Source: RefSeq, a predicted model, not a curated record